Messenger RNA from Hylaeus volcanicus, 1654 nucleotides. RefSeq names its product tRNA (adenine(58)-N(1))-methyltransferase non-catalytic subunit TRM6-like (gene Trmt6). Bases 1 to 1452 code for a protein of 483 amino acids. The transcript has a single exon. The record is from RefSeq and is a predicted model, not a curated record. Lineage: Eukaryota; Metazoa; Arthropoda; Insecta; Hymenoptera; Colletidae. Gene Ontology annotation, biological process: tRNA methylation. Gene Ontology annotation, cellular component: tRNA (m1A) methyltransferase complex; nucleus.
AUGAAAUUAAGAAACAUGUGCGAAUUUGAAGAAGAUAUAAUUACCGUAGGAAAGUAUGUGAUAGUAAAGAAAUUGAAUUUUAAGAAAAUUUAUAAGGUUACCGCUAGUGGAAGUUUAAUGCUAGGAAAGGACCUAGUGGAUAUGCGUGAAAUUAUUGGGAAACGGUUUUGGACCAGCUUUGAGAUGAUACCAUCAAAAGAUGGAAAACGAUCGUUUUCUCUGAAAGAAGUGACAGAAACUGAAUCAUGGGACGAUUUAUUAAGUACACUGUCCAGUGGCAAUGAUAAUCGUACCAUCAUUGAUGAUGGCAAUUCACAGAAACUUUCCAAAGAAGAAAUCCUUCGGCUUCAGGAAUCUGGUAAAACUGGUAAAGAGAUUGUGGGCAGCUUAAUUGAAAAUAAUAAGUCUUUCUUGGAAAGAACAGAAUAUUCGCAAGAAAAGUAUCUAAAGAAGAAAGAACAAAAGUAUCUUCGUCAUUUAACCAUAUGUAAACCAAAUAUAAGUUCUCUGCACAGCAUAUAUUUUAAGUUAGAUCAUAAUAAAAUUGGAAACUUAAGGAUGGAUGCAUUGGCACAGUUAUUAUCAUAUAGUGAUGUUCAAUCAGAUGGGUUGUAUAUUUUAUAUAAUAGUGGGUCUCAAGGUUUACCAACAGCUGCAAUGUUAAAUAGAAUUGGAGCGAAUACAGCUGGACAUUUAAUUAAUUUGCAUCCUGGAAAUGUGCCUCAAGCUACAAUUGUUCAUGCUAUGAACUUUCCUAAAGAACAGUUAGACAGAUUGAUUAAUGUCAAUAUCUAUAGCUUUUUAAGGUUGUAUCAUCAAGGUGAAAGCGCAGUUUUAAAUAACAUUCUAACAUUGAAGAAACCACGCGAUAGUUGGACAAAAAAGAUUAAAAAGAAUGCUAGCAAUGUUUCAGAUAAAAAUUGUAUAGACAAUCAAAUCUCUGAGAACAAGGAGACUAGUAAUAAAGAAUGUUUAAAAAGUGUUAGUGAUACAAGUAAGAUUACAGAAAAUAAUGAGACUUCUAAAGAAGAGAGUGUGAAUAGUUGUUCAACAGCAACAAAACGAAAAUUAGAUGAGUCAGAGGAAGGUAACUCUAUGGAAGAUGUACCAGCAAAGAAACCAAAAUGGUUAUUGGAAACCCAAUGUGCUGUAGAUCUUGUACAGAAGGUGAAAGCUCGUGGAUUAGUUAUUGUAGCUAAAGAACAUCCUUUGAACAUUGUAACCGCCCUUUUACCUUUCUUGGGAGUAUCUAGGCCGUUUGUAAUUUUUCACAUAUAUCGAGAACCUCUCCAAGAGACAUAUAUGAUGUUAAAACAAAGACAAAAUGUUAUUAACUUAAGACUGUUUUCCAAUUUUCUACGUUCUUAUCAAGUGUUACCAGAUAGGACACACCCUGACAUUUUAACUAGUGACACAGGUGGUUAUUUAUUAACAGGAUAUUUAGUUGAAUGAUAGUCAAUAUUAAAGAAACAACUAUAUAGAUUGUGCUUUAAUCUUCUGUAGAUGAAGAAUGAAUUACUUCCAUCAUUUACAAUCAAACAUUUUAACUAUUGAUGUCAACUGCAUUGGAAAGGAUAUUCACAUUCGAAUAAUAUUCUAUACAAUAACCAUAAAAAAACAACAAACAUUUUAUAUGAAUAUUUUGUAUUUGAAU